CACAAUAAGUACGGGCUAUAUAGGAAGACCAUCAAUACAGCUGAAAUCACUCUGCUAACCCUUUGCAUGAAGAGCCACGCUCCUGAGACUGUCCAUUGGAAGGUGAAAAUGAGAGCGCUGACAAUCUUCAUCCUCUUGGCCACAUGCCUUUUUCACAGCUCUCAAUGUGUGCAGGUUAUGGACAGAGGGUACAGCUUCUCCCUAGAGGCAGUGAAGACCCUGAAAAAGCUUAUGGAGUCUGACACGAGCAGAAACCCUCAUCAGACCUACGGAGAUUCAGCAUCCCUAUGUGCCGACCCUGAACUGCCAGGAGAGUUGACAGUGAUGUGCGACAAAGAGGAUGCAGACACAGUCUUCAAAAAUCUGGUUAAAAUCAUCACUCCUGCAGACCCCUGUGAGAUCUGUGCCAAUGCAGCCUGCACCGGUUGUGUCUGAGUAGAGAAAUCAUCCUGCACAUAGAGUCCACAAGUUCACGUUGACAUGAAUGGCAUUAAUUACCUUCCAAACAUGUAUGAUUGCCACUCUACAUAAUGAAGGACCCUAAAGAUUAAGCUUUAAAUGCAUUUACUUCUGUUUAAUUAUUGGGUGUAGUCAGUGGCAUAUUUAGGCAUGGAGACAUGGGCAGCCCCCCGCACACAGACAAGUGGGCAUCCUGAACUCCACCAGGCAUCUCAUUUCCAACCACCCACACUUUACUUGGAGAAAGUGAAUUCUACAUUGAAUGGAGAGACUGCCCCCUAGUGAAUCUGAAUGCAUUAUUUAUAUACGGAAUAUUCCUGAUAAUGACAUAUUUAUAUGCAUUCAUAAUUAAAAAGUAUAACUUAAAUUUUAAAUGCAUGUGUGUUUUGCACAUGUUGGCCGUGCCUAAAUCUGCUACUGGUACACCCAAAUGACAAUAGCAAACCAUACUCUUCAUGUGUUACACGUGCUAUAGUUCCAAAUUGCUUCUUCAUCAAUUAACAAUGUCAAAUGUAAAUCAAGUCAAUCAUUGACACAUCAGCGCCACCUUGAGUAAGAAAUAACAUGUAUAAUAUGUAUGUAUAUGAAAUACUGAUAAUUCACCAUUCACAAAGAAAAUCAACAUGAUAUAGUAAUCAUUUGUCUUGAAAUGAAUAAAGAAAUAUAUAUCCUGUAAUAGUAAACAUAUAUAGAUAUGGAAUAAUCAUAAAAAUAUAAUUUAUGGAAGCGCAAAAAAAAAAAUCUUUAAUGACCCUAUACACUUUUGUUAAUUUAGCAGUUAUAAUAUAUAUAUAUCUGUAUUCCACUACAGUUACAAUUGAAAUCAUUAGUAAUUAGAUUACAGUUACAUUCAAAAAGUAUUUUGAUUACUGAAGAGAUUACUUUGUAUUUUAAUGUCAUUUGUUUCAUUUAAUAUUUAGUCCUUUCAGAUUGAAAACAUUUAUACAUAUAAAUGAUGUGAUCCAAAGUGCAUUUGAACAGCGGUGAAACACUUUCUUAUGAUGUGUUACAUUCAUACGAGCAGACAGAGAAGUAAGUUUGAAGUAAGUUUGGAGCAGAAGAAAUAGAAAUAAACCUUGUGUAAAUUGUCAGCUUUACACUAAGAUAAAAUGCUAUUUCUAGCCAUUUUACAUGCACAUGUUACCAGACACAUAUUUUAAUAAAGAAAAUUCACAUUAGAUCAUAAUUUCUUUUUUUCUAGUAAGAUCUUUGAU
Molecule: messenger RNA, 1673 nt
Organism: Myxocyprinus asiaticus (Chinese sucker)
Lineage: Eukaryota; Metazoa; Chordata; Actinopteri; Cypriniformes; Catostomidae
Product: guanylin
Exons: 3
Coding region: 67-435 (122 amino acids)
Cellular component (GO): extracellular region
Molecular function (GO): guanylate cyclase activator activity
Source: RefSeq, a predicted model, not a curated record